Trypanosoma grayi is the source of this 483-nucleotide messenger RNA. RefSeq names its product ribose 5-phosphate isomerase. Gene Ontology annotation, cellular component: intracellular anatomical structure. Bases 1 to 483 code for a protein of 160 amino acids. Gene Ontology annotation, molecular function: isomerase activity. NCBI's taxonomy places the organism in Eukaryota, Euglenozoa, Kinetoplastea, Trypanosomatida, Trypanosomatidae. Gene Ontology annotation, biological process: carbohydrate metabolic process. The transcript has a single exon. The record is from RefSeq and is a predicted model, not a curated record.
AUGGAAAAGCCAACACGAAAGGUUGCAAUCGGGACGGACCAGGCGGGGUACGGCAUCCGGGAAAACCUGAUGCUGUACGUGAAGGAUGCGGGUGACGAGUUCGUGCCGGUGUACUGCGGCCCGCUAUCGGCAGAGCCCGUCGACUACCCCGACUACGCUGUGCGUGUGGGGGAAAUGGUGGCGCGUGGCGAGGUGGACUUCGGCAUAUUGGCGUGCGGCAGUGGCAUUGGCAUGUGCAUCGCUGCCAACAAGGUGCCGGGGGUGCGGGCCGCCCUCUGCUACGACCACUACACCGCCGCCAUGUCGCGCAUCCACAAUGACGCAAACAUCAUCUGCGUGGGGGAGCGUACCACCGGUGUGGAGGUGAUCCGCGAGGCGAUCAUUACGUUCCUGCAGACUCAGUUCAGCGGGGUGGAUCGGCAUGUGCAGCGCAUUAAGAAGAUUUCUGCUAUUGAUGGAAUGGCGGGCAGGAAGUUGAAUUAG